Messenger RNA from Hippoglossus stenolepis (Pacific halibut), 2364 nucleotides. Its product is annotated as delta-type opioid receptor. The transcript is spliced from 4 exons. Gene Ontology annotation, biological process: neuropeptide signaling pathway; G protein-coupled opioid receptor signaling pathway; sensory perception of pain. Gene Ontology annotation, molecular function: neuropeptide binding; dynorphin receptor activity. Gene Ontology annotation, cellular component: neuron projection; membrane. Lineage: Eukaryota; Metazoa; Chordata; Actinopteri; Pleuronectiformes; Pleuronectidae. The record is from RefSeq and is a predicted model, not a curated record. Bases 181 to 1311 code for a protein of 376 amino acids.
AAAGCUGUUGGCUGCUCCUCUCCAGGCGCGCAGAGCCGUCCACAAACUUUGAUGAGCUGUUACCUUCAGCAGGACAACACAAACAACCGGGGAUACAUUAUUAAAUAUUACAUAUUGUGGUUAAUUUAACGGGAGCUUGCGCUGAUUCCUGUGGAUAAAGCCGGACAAACAGGUGCGACGAUGGAAAACACCCCGGUUGAAAUUUUCAAAGAAGACAGUAAGUGCCUGUCCACGCUGCUGGAGGACUGUCCGCUCAAUUCCUCCACCGCCUGGGUGUCCGGGUCCUCAGAGAGCCGCAACGUGAGCCACGACGAUGGCUGGGAGUCGGAGAGCAUGUCCCCCAUCAUCCCCAUCAUCACCGCGGUCUACUCCGUAGUGUUUGUGGUCGGUUUGCUGGGCAACUGCCUCGUCAUGUAUGUCAUCAUUAGGUACACGAAGAUGAAGACAGCCACCAACAUAUACAUCUUCAACCUGGCCCUCGCCGACGCCCUCGUCACCACCACCAUGCCCUUCCAGAGCACCGACUACCUGCUGAACACCUGGCCCUUCGGCGAGGUCGUGUGCAAGGUCUUCAUCUCCAUCGACUACUACAACAUGUUCAUCAGCAUCUUCACCCUCACCAUGAUGAGCGUGGAUCGCUACGUGGCCGUGUGCCACCCGGUAAAAGCCCUGGACUUCCGCACUCCGAUCAAAGCCAAGAUGAUCAACGUGUGCAUCUGGCUCCUGUCGUCGGCCGCGGGGAUUCCGGCAUUUAUUCUGGGUGGCACCCAAACAAACAGCGACAUAACUGAGUGUGCCUUACAGUUCCCCGAGCCGUACGUGUACUGGGACACUCUGAUGAAGGUCUGCGUGUUUGUCUUCGCCUUCGUCGUGCCUGUGCUCAUUAUCACCGUGUGCUACUCCCUGAUGGUGCUGAGGCUGAAGAGCGUCCGAAUGUUGUCCGGCUCGCGCGAGAAGGAUCGCAACCUGCGCCGGAUCACCAGACUGGUGGUGGUGGUGGUGGCCGUGUUCGUGGUCUGCUGGACGCCCAUUCACAUCUUCAUCCUGAUCAAGGCGCUCGUCAGCGUGCCGGAAACCACCGCCAUCAUGGCCGCCUACUUCUUCUGCGUGGCUCUGGGCUACACCAACAGCAGCCUCAACCCUGUGCUCUAUGCCUUCCUGGACGAGAACUUCAAGAGGUGUUUCAAAGACUUCUGCCUCUCGGCCAAACUGAAAGGGGAGAGGGUGUCUGGGGGCAAAAAGGCCCCGAGCACAGUGCGGGAGGCCUCCGUUCCCCGGGAGAACCAAGGCGGGACUAGUAAACCGACAUGACUAGCAGUGGAACUGUCUUCAAUUUCCCACAUCGGAAAAGAAGACUCACACGACCUGGGCUUAACCCACAUCACGUCAGCAAUGUAGAAUCCAUGACUCUAUUGCAAAGGUUGACUGGAUUUAUUUUUAUCACCCGAAGUUUAAUCCGUGCCAACGUCGGUGAUUUCGUUUCAGAGCUCAAAUGAAAGUUUCAAAUCAUACAUUGUAUAUAAUCUUUUCCAUCAAUCCACAUAGAAUCAAAAACACAAACCGGCUCUGCAUGAAAACAAUCUCAUCGUCCUCCUCUGCUCUGACUUCAGCCUCUCGAAGCAAUUUACUUCCUCGUGGAAGAUUGUGUGUAUUUAUUAUCUAAACGUUCAGGUGGAUUUAAAGUGGGGGAGGGUUUGUUUAUGCUGGAAAAGAAAACCUGAUGGGAUUGAAACUUUUUUCUUUCCUAAGAUUAAUAUUAUGAUUUAUUGAACAACAUUGAUAAACUUUAUAAAUGAUUAAAUCUUCAACUAGUUACAUUUAUUGGUUCAAGUCUAAGAUAGUCAAUUUAAUAACUUUGUUCUUUUGAUUGGACGAAAAAUACAUUUUUUAAGGCAUUGUUUUGGGCCGAGGGAAAUGAUAACCGACAUUUUCACUAUUUUUCGCCCCCAAAAAGUUGCAUGUCCCAAACAUACUACAUAAGAGGUCAGAAGAAUAUAAUUUGAUAUAUAUAUAUGUAUUAUUUUAGUUGUAUUUUCUUCACACCUCUCUCCUCCUCCUGUCAUUUCUGCCUAUAUUUUUUUUCUAUGACCAAAUGUGCCUUUGAUAGUCCAGGAUAAGAUGUUUGUAGCAGCGGGAAAUGAUUUCAGGGAUGAUUACUGAAGAGUACAUGUAUAAUAUUUUCAGAUCUGUGCCAAAAGCUUCUGAAGUCAUUGAGAUGGGGAAAAAAAAUUGUUAGCAGGUGAAUCCUGGACUUGAAUGUGCAUUUAAAAUUUGACAGAGGGCUCUCUAUCAGCUUUGACUCUGGAGUUGUGUCCAGAUGGAUAAGUUGUUAAAUUAUAUAUAUAUAUAUAUAUUUCAAUCACG